Sebastes umbrosus (honeycomb rockfish) is the source of this 1680-nucleotide messenger RNA. Its product is annotated as b(0,+)-type amino acid transporter 1-like. The coding region runs from base 2 to 1408 and encodes 468 amino acids. The transcript is spliced from 6 exons. Gene Ontology annotation, molecular function: L-amino acid transmembrane transporter activity. Gene Ontology annotation, cellular component: membrane. Gene Ontology annotation, biological process: amino acid transmembrane transport. Lineage: Eukaryota; Metazoa; Chordata; Actinopteri; Perciformes; Sebastidae. The record is from RefSeq and is a predicted model, not a curated record.
AAUGGAGAGUGACACGCAGAGACUCAAACUGAAGAGAGAAGUGGGGAUUAUAGGAGGUGUGUCAUUCAUUACUGGGACCAUGAUAGGAUCUGGGAUUUUCAUAUCCCCCCAGUUUGUGCUGUCUGCCAGCGGCAGCCCCGGGGCCAGCUUGGUUAUAUGGACCUGCUGUGGGUUGAUAUCCAUGCUGGCGGGGCUCUGCUAUGCUGAACUGGGCACAGUCAUACCAGAGUCUGGAGGAGAGUUUAUCUACAUUGUGCGGACAGCCGGAAAAGUGGUGGCCUUUAUGUUUGUCCUCAGCUUCAUCGUUGUCAUGAAGCCUGCCAGUGCCACAGGAGUUGCCCUGAGUUUUGCUGAAUACGUCGUGGCCCCCUUUUACAGUGGCUGCUCCCCUCCACAACUGGUGUUGAAGCUGGUGGCUGCAGGAGCUAUCAUGGUGCUGACCGCAGUCAACUGCCUGAGCGUCCGCUUGGCCACCGGCAUCCAGGUGGUUUCUAUGGUAGUCAAAUUGCUGGCACUGGCCGUGAUCAUAUUGGGAGGUGUUGUGAUGCUUUUCCAGGGACACACUGAGAACUUUGAUAACUCCUUUGAGGGAACCAAUGUGGAUGUCAGCUCCAUGGGCAUCGCUUUCUAUCAGGGCUUGUGGUCCUAUAGUGGAUGGAACACUUUGAAUUGUCUAACUGAGGAGCUGAAAGAUCCAGAAGUGAAUCUUCCCAGGGCGAUUGUGAUCGGCAUUUCUCUGGUGACUGGCUUAUAUCUGCUGGUGAAUGUGAGCUACCUGACGGUAAUGACGCCGAGAGAGCUCAUGUCCUCCAGCGCAGUAGCAGUAACCUGGGGGAAUAAGAUGCUAGGAAGCUGGGGCUGGAUCAUGUCUGUGGCUGCAGCAUUGUCCGCUUUUGGUUCACUGAAUGGGACGUUCUUCAGUGGUGGCCGUGUGUCCUUUGUUGCUGCCAGGGAAGGACACCUGCCAGAUAUUCUGGCCAUGGCUCACGUCCACAGACUGACCCCAUCUCCAGCCCUGAUCUUCACCACUAUUGUCUCUCUUCUGGUGCUGAUCCCUGGAGACUUCCAGAGCAUUGUCAACUUCUUCAGUUUCACUGCCUGGAUUUUCUAUGGCAUCACCCUGUCUGGACUACUCUAUCUAAAGAUCAAGAAGCCGGAGCUCCCGAGGCCAUACAAGGUUCCCAUCAUACUCCCCAUACUGGUCAUCAUUGUGGCAGUAUUCCUUGUGCUGGCACCCAUCAUAGACGAUCCUCAGAUUGAAUACCUCUAUGUGACUUUAUUUAUCCUCAGUGGAGCUUUAUUCUACAUACCCCUCAUCCAUUACAAGCUCUGCCCGGGGCUGUUGACCAAGUUAACAGUAUUCCUGCAGCUGUUGUUAGAGGUCGCUCCAGCAGAGAAAAACCUGUGAUUUGGGCAGAAGAAAAGUUUUUUUUUUGUUGUUUUUCUUGUUGUUUUUGCAAUUGCACUCAUGAAACAUUGCAAUUUACAUUUAAUAGCAACUUAGUAUUACCUCCCGUUUCUCAUUAAAGGUGCAAUGUGUAAGAUUUGGCCAAAUGUUAGUUUAAAACCUUCAAAAAAAUUAAAUUAAUUAACAUUAUCAACAUAAUGUGAAGAGAUUGACAUCAUGUCAAAGACAUGAGUGCUGGAAGUAGGGGGGCAAAGGGCCAUUGGCCCCCCUAC